AUGGGAAGUGCAUUGAGUAAUACUGCUAAUGGCGUGGGAACUCUCGUUGGUAACGCUUUAGCGGCUCCUUUCAAAUCACUUUUUGGAAGCUCUUGCGAGGGUGUUUGUUCAGGAACAUGGGACGUUGAAUGUUUCAUAGAGCAUCUCUGUUUCUCCAAUCUAUUCCAAUUGUUGAUGGUUUCGAGGACUAAUGAGGUGGGAAUCUGUCAAUGCAUAGGGAGAAGUCUGAUUAAGAUUUGUUGGGGUUCAUGUCAAGCAUAUUGGUUUGCAUUGGAAGACAUGACAUGUUUUUUGUGGUAUAAGCUAAAGAAUGUAGAACGGGUAAACCGUCGUCGUCGACGUAGAUUUCAAGGUGUUGAAGUUGGAUAUACAAUUAGUUCAUGUGAUGAAGAAGAAGAAGAGAAGAAGCCAAACAUGUUAUAUAGUGAUAUCGAGAUGUCGCAUAGCAGGAUGAGUAAAAAGAGAAAGUUUGUUAGGAUGCAUAGGCAGCAAGGGCAUGGCCACCAUCGACAUCACCAUGGAAUGAGAAGGUCGAAGAAGAAACAACAGCAAACUUAUCGUAGUCGACAUGCUGAGCCAGCUGCAUCAUCCAAAAAGAGAAGAAUUACCUGA
Molecule: messenger RNA, 612 nt
Organism: Olea europaea var. sylvestris
Lineage: Eukaryota; Viridiplantae; Streptophyta; Magnoliopsida; Lamiales; Oleaceae
Exons: 4
Coding region: 1-612 (203 amino acids)
Source: RefSeq, a predicted model, not a curated record